UUGAACCUUGUCCACAAGAAUAACAAUAACUGCAGAAGCUCCGUCCGAAUCGUCCGAAUCCCAGCAUCAAAACAUAAGGCGAUCCACCUCAAGGCCAAAGGAUCGUUCGUCAAGGUUGGAUUGAUUGAAGCCCGCCGAGCCAUGACUUCAUCGGCCAAUCUUCGAGCUUUUGAGCUAUGUCCCAUCCUGGAUCGGACCCAUCUGGACGCUCAAGUGCUGGUUGAGUGCGUGGAAUUGAGCGGGGAAUGGCUUUUCUUGGGCACCUCAGAUGGACGCCUUCUGCAAUUCUUGCUCCACGAGGAUCAUCCUGCGGAGGAGACCCUAGAUCCACGGGUUCAAAUUCGGGCUCAGAUAGUGGCUGAGAAGAAGAUCUCGCAGACACAUCAAUCCGUGUCGUUCAUCCGCUGCGUUUCGGCAUUGAAUCGAGUCUUGGUCAUUUGCGAUUCGCAAUUCAUUGUACUGUCCAUGUCGGAUGACUUAGUGUCUUUGCCAUUAGCUGGCGCUAACAAGCUAAAAGGCGUUCAUGCGGCUUAUAUCAACGAAAACCCAGCCCGUGAUGACCCGUUUAGCGUACAGGUUUGCUUGGCUAAGAAGAAGCAGGUCAUCGUGGUGACGUUAAGCGAGGAGAAGUUGGUGGUGGACAAAAUUCGGGAGAUGCCGGAUCUCGUUUCGGAUGUGGUCAUGGAUGGCCUCUUUGUAUGCGCCGCCCUCCAAAGCCAUUACGUCAUUUGUCACAUUGAGAGUGGCCUGAUUCAAGACCUGUUUCCUUUUGAAGGCGUACCCGCCUUGUGUCGAGUGGCCAAGGAGGAAUUCCUAUUGAGCGCCCCAGGGGAUCUAGGCAUGUUCGUCACCUCGGCCGGAGUAUCAGAGAGACCUCCUCUGCCUUGGGCCAAACCCGUGGUCAGAUUGGUCUUCAAGGCCCCAUACAUCAUCUCGCUUUGUUCUGAUGGGAUUGUGGCGUACAGCAUCACGGAUCAGCAACAGAAGCAAUCCUUGCAUUUCUCCGGAGGACGUGUUCUCGGCAAUUUCGACGGAAAAAUCCUGGUCUCAUCAGCCUCGUCCUUGUAUGCCAUCGUGCCCAUUCCAGCCGAAAUUCAAAUCAAGAGUUUACUAGAACAUGGUUUAGUGGAUCAGGCCUUGGAAUUGGCGGAGAACUUCCAACACCGAGGACGCUCUUCCCGCGAGCAGUUCCAAGUUGUUCUCAAUGACGUUCGCCAAAGGGCGGGAUUUGUUUGCCUCAAAAAAUUCGACUUCGAUCGAGCUCGAGAGCUAUUUAUUCGAGGUCAAUUGAACCCUCAAGAGUUGAUUUCGCUUUUCCCCGACAUUUCAUCAGGGAAAUAUGUGACAAUUCAGCCGCCACUCCAUGACUUCCAAUCCAUCCAAGACAUCACCAAUGGAAAUCCUGAUCAAGAGAAGAGCCUCAAUUCGUUCCUCGAGGAUUUUUUGCAAUACCUUCGAGCUUCAGAAGGCGAACAUUUCCCUUUCAAAAACAUCGUGGAUACUGCCAUAAUUAAACUGGUGGCCGCUGACGAGCCUCGGAAGACUCUGGAUCAUAUCUCGAGCUCGGAUUUUCAAGGCGAGUUUGAAGAUUUGAAGGCUCCCUUGGAAAGCCACCAAAGAUUCCACGCCCUGGCUUUACUCCACGAAAAACAUCGAAAUUGGAGUGAGGCUCUCUCCAUCUGGGCUUCUCUGGCUCAAAAUGAAAUCCAAGAUGAUCUCUUUCCCGGGCUUAGCUUGUUCCUUCAGAAAAUAGUUCGAGCCCCCGAUGAAUUGCUUUGGAGGUACGGAGACUUAGCCCUAGAGCUCGAUCAGGACAAAGCCAUCGAUGUUUUCAUCCAGAAGCUCAAAUCCGGUGAUGUGGUUAUGGAGGAGAAAGCCUUGAACUUCUUGGACAAAUAUCCCGAUGCCCAUUUGAAGCUCCUGGAGCAUUUAGUAUUAGAAAAAGAGUCGCAGACGGAAAAAUUCCACACCCUCCUGGCCACCAAGUAUCUGGAGCGUUUGAGCUCCCUCGAUCUUCAAGACCAAUUGGCCCUCCCAAUCCGGGCCCAGUUUCAGGCCUUCAUUGUCCAGUCAAAUCUGAUCAAGCCUGCCCAUUUAAUGUCCAGACUCGAGUCGACCGAUCUUCACCAGGAAAAAGCCAUUCUCUAUGGCAAAAUGGGCAAUCACGAGAAAGCAUUAAAGAUUAUGGUGCAUAAUUUAGACGAUCCUCAAGCCGGUGAAUCCUAUUGCGAUCAAAUCGCUCCCAAGAAAGAUUCCAAACUGAAGAAGAGAUUGCUCCUAAGUCUGAUCAAAGUCUUCUUGGAUCCCGAACUCUCACCCGAGAAGAAACUUCCUCUGGAAUCGGCCUUGGUGGAUUUGCUGAACCGAAGAUCAAGUGAAAUGAAUCCCCUUGAUGUGUUACCUCUCAUUCCACCUUCGUGGUCAUUGGCCACCAUUCUACCAGCUUUAACCGAUAUGAUCGCCACACUUGGGCAUGAAAAACGCAUGACUCAGGUGGAGGCAAACUUAUCGAUUGGUCACAAUGUCAAUACGGCACUGGAUUAUUAUUUCGCCACCAGAAAGCCCAUCGAAAUGGCCGAGAGCAGUUACUGUAUGGUGACCUCGAAACAAUUUCGAGAGCCCGUGUUCGUUCGAUAUCCCAAUGGAAUCAUUGUCAACCCGGAUCAAGCCAAAAAUUUGAGCGUCUGCCCAAUCACGGGUCAGGUGUUCAAGCCCAUCAAAGGAACGUAAGCCCGUGGAGGUAGCAAAUCAUGUUCCGAGUUGUAUUGUCAGAUCAAGGGACAAUGUUAUAUACUCGUUGCGUUUAAUAAAGUACACCUGCUUAUGAGUAGCUUCA
Molecule: messenger RNA, 2836 nt
Organism: Tigriopus californicus
Lineage: Eukaryota; Metazoa; Arthropoda; Copepoda; Harpacticoida; Harpacticidae
Product: transforming growth factor-beta receptor-associated protein 1-like
Exons: 14
Coding region: 142-2730 (862 amino acids)
Biological process (GO): intracellular protein transport; vesicle-mediated transport; endosomal vesicle fusion
Cellular component (GO): cytoplasm; membrane
Source: RefSeq, a predicted model, not a curated record